This is a messenger RNA of Anopheles cruzii, 1743 nucleotides long. RefSeq lists its product as uncharacterized. Lineage: Eukaryota; Metazoa; Arthropoda; Insecta; Diptera; Culicidae. The transcript has a single exon. Bases 1 to 1743 code for a protein of 580 amino acids. The record is from RefSeq and is a predicted model, not a curated record.
AUGGUGCCGGGCGUGUGGUGUGCCGUGGUGUGGUGGUGCGUCUGGUUCGGGCGGGCGCGGAGCGAAACGAUCCACUUCACCAACUCUCCACACUCGCUGGGGACGUCGAGAAACUUUACCACCUACGAGAUUGCGGUGCCGGGCUCGAAACCGAUCACCAUCAUCGAGGCGAACGAUCCACCGGCCUCGGCCGAUCGUCGAGCUGACCCGGUGCGUCCCAACCCGUCCCCGACCACCAACUUCCGGACCAGCACGGGCAUACGGGUCAGCAGGCCAGCAGCAGCGAGCGGUGACAGCGAGCUGGGCGCCGCCGGAACACGCAAAACGCUCUACUCGCCCGAGCUGCUGAACAAGUUCCUGAAGGAGUACUCGGAGAAGCUGCAGAACGCGGAUUCGGUCACACGCCAGCGGCUGAACGAGAUCAGCAUGAUCACCAGCAGCAGCGGCGACCCAACCCGUGCUCAUGACGACCAUCGUGUGGAGGAGGAUUGGCCUCCGAUGGCGGCCGACAACAAGGUCCCGGACGACGGAGCGAAGCAACAGGAUGAGCUCAUAUUCGACGAGACUCACGAGCGGAACGUGAUGGCCAUGGGGGGUGGUGGCGGAGGGCUCAACAAGCGAUGGUACCAGGAGCCCGCUUCAGGCGGAGGUUACACCGCGCACCACCACCAGCAGCAGCAUAAGAACCACCCGUGGAACGUUAAGGAUGGCUGGGUUACGCUGGAGGCGGUGCCGUGGUCGGAGAGCAAGGUGUCCAAAUGGCACGCCGCCAGCCCGGACGGGUCGAAGAAGCGCCCCGCGAAGGGUCCCCAGCCGUUGGCCCAGUACUGGGACGACAGUGAGGAAGCGACCCCGGACAAAUACCGACCGAUCGCGGCCAUCUACCCGUCGUCCAGUUACUACCACCAGCCCGACGCAUCGUCCACGGACACGGAGGAGUUCGGUUAUGGUGCGGGAGCUGGGCCCAACCGUGGAUCCAAUCCGACCGCCCCUCCUCCCACGGACUCUCUGUAUAACCGGCGGCGUCCUGCUUCGACGCUCUACAGCGAGCGUCCCGAGGGCGAUCGGAUUAGGCCGGCAACCGAUCGGUGGUACGAUCAGCAGGGCCCGCAAGUCGAUCCUUACGAUAGCGGACCGACGGCGGGACAUCGGGACCGGGACAUUAUCACCGAUGGCCGUCCGCCCAACUUCCCGAAGUACGCCACCGAGCAGCAGCAACAUUCGAUGCCGGUGCAGUCAGCGUACGGCUCUGCGCCGGCAGAUCCUCACAAGGUCCGGCCCGGCUCGUACCCGGAUCGGGGAAACGGCGAAUGGGUGCUGAUCAGCACCACCAAAGGCUACCAGUACCCCAAGCGACGCCACGGCCAGCGGGCCAUCACCUUCUCGCCACCGGCCACCGCCACCAGCCACCAGUCGGUCAAGCUGACGGUGCUGCCGAUGAAGAAUGCCGUGGACAUGACCACCUCGCACAACGGCCUCAUCGAGGUGUCCUCGUCGACGCAGACGGUCGAAGAGGCGGUCCAGCAGCAGUCUCAGAGUGCGAAGCGGAAGCCUGUGGCCGACGCGGCCACUAAACCGCACCGGAAAAGGAACCCAACGACGACGGCCGGCUUCUCGGUGAUGCACCGUCGGGAUGCGGCCCAGGAUAGUACGGCCGUACUAGCGGCCGUCGGUGCCGGCAUGGUGCCCGCAACGAUGGCAAUCCUAGCCCCGAUGGUACUCGGCCGGAAGAGGAAGAAGUAG